Schistocerca cancellata (South American locust) is the source of this 579-nucleotide messenger RNA. It is a transcript of the gene RpL28, whose product is annotated as 60S ribosomal protein L28. Gene Ontology annotation, molecular function: structural constituent of ribosome. NCBI's taxonomy places the organism in Eukaryota, Metazoa, Arthropoda, Insecta, Orthoptera, Acrididae. Gene Ontology annotation, biological process: translation. Gene Ontology annotation, cellular component: ribosome; cytosolic large ribosomal subunit. The record is from RefSeq and is a predicted model, not a curated record. The coding region runs from base 127 to 540 and encodes 137 amino acids. The transcript has 5 exons.
ACACGUCAUUGCAUUUCGUGCCGGUUAUGUUCUCUUUGGCCAAAGUGAAUUUUGACGACCACUGCGAUGUUGCGGCAUAUUGUUCUUCCGUUUCCGUUAGGGAGUGUGGUGGUGUGGUGAAGUAAAAUGUCUUCUCAUUUAUCAUGGAUGAUCAUCCGGAACAACAAUGCGUAUCUCCUGAAGAAAAGGAACAUCAACAAACCAUUCAGUACGGAGCCAAACAACCUUAUUAAUGUCAGUUCAUAUCGGUUCAGUGGGUUGAUUCACCGGAAGAGUGUUGGAUUAGUUGCUGCUCCAGAUAGCAAGGGCUUCACUGUUGUUUGCAAGAAAUUUAAAGCCUCGCACAAACCCGCAAAAUCAGUUACAAAAAGGACAAUGAAAGCAGGACCUCGACGCUCCCUGUACAAGUUGAAGAGGCUUCUUAAAGCCAACAGGUUCAGGAGUGACAUAAGGAAGGCUGCACUGCGCCGGGCUAGUGCUGUUCUACGUUCUCAGAAACCACUUCCUGUCAAGAAGGCACGGGCAAAGAAAACUGAAUAAAGCUACAUUAUUUCUUUUCAAUAAAUGUAAACACUCCAG